Messenger RNA from Gossypium raimondii (Peruvian cotton), 2170 nucleotides. RefSeq lists its product as uncharacterized. The record is from RefSeq and is a predicted model, not a curated record. Lineage: Eukaryota; Viridiplantae; Streptophyta; Magnoliopsida; Malvales; Malvaceae.
GUUGGGUCACACGGCCAAGUGACACGCCAAUGUGCUAGGCCGUGUGGGUAUACUGACUUGCAUACGACCGUUAAUUCUCAAUAUGACAUUCGAGGCAAAGCCAUCCAGCUGGUAGCAAAAAAACUUUAUCAGCUGGACUACAUAUCUGGAGAAAUUGAGCAAUUUGCAACAAAUAUGUUGCUCUCUGCUGUUGAUCGGCAUGCUGCAGGUGCAGAGUUUUUGCAUUCUGGGUCCGCUGAUGAAAGAGGUGAAAUGAAGGUAGGAAGUGGAGAUACAUCCACUACUGGCAGCCAACUUCAAGAGCCCAGAGUUUCCGAAAUUGACUCCAUGAUUGCAGAGUCGACAACUAAUAGUGCUUCAGUAGUGUCAUUUGCUGAAGCUCAAAGACUAUCUCUGUUUUUUGCUUUAUGCACAAAGAAGCCUAGUCUUCUUCAAUUCUUAUUUGAUGUUUAUGGGCGAGCACCAAAAACUGUAAAGCAGGUGUUUCAUCGUCAUAUCCCUAUUGUAAUUAGAGCCUUAGGUCAGUCUUGCUCUCAGUUGCUCCAACCAAUAUCUGACCCACCACAAGGAAGUGAAAAUCUUUUGACAUUGGUGCUGCAAAUACUGACUCAAGAAACAAUUCCUUCUCCUGAUUUAGUAGCUACUGUGAAGCAUUUGUAUGAAAUUAAGCUGAAGGAUGCCACCAUCCUUAUUCCAAUGUUAUCUUCUCUUUCCAAAAAUGAGGUGUUACCUGUUUUUCCUCGGCUUGUGGACCUUCCAUUGGAGAAGUUCCAGCUUGCGCUUGCUCACAUAUUACAGGGUUCAGCUCACAUUGGUCCUGCUUUGACCCCUGCCGAAGCUUUAGUUGCCAUCCAUGACGUCAUCCCUGAAAAAGGUGGCCUUCCACUCAAGAAGAUAAUGGAUGCUUGCUCAGCUUGUUUCGAGCAGAGAACAGUUUUUACGCAGCAGGUCUUAGCUAAGGCCUUGAAUCAGAUGGUUGAUCAGAUCCCUUUUCCUUUACUUUUCAUGAGAACAGUUAUACAGGCAAUUGAUGCUUUUCCCACCAUGGUAAUUGAUUUUGUCAUGGAAAUCCUAUCCAAACUUGUCAGUAAACAGGUCUGGAGAAUGCCAAAGUUGUGGGUUGGGUUCUUGAAAUCUGUGGCUCAGACACAACCACAUUCUUUUCCUGUUUUGUUACAGUUGCCGCCUCCACAACUUGAAAGUGCACUGAAUAAAUAUGGUAGUCUCAGAAGUUCUCUGGCUGCUUAUGCAAGCCAACCAACUAGAAAGGGUUCACUGCCUAGAUCAACACUAGCUGUUCUUCAUCUUGCAAAUGAGUCCCAUAUGCAGCAACCGCAUGUAUGAACCUUGCAUCCUUCAGAAACUUCUUCAGCCCAGGGAGCAACUCUGACGUGAUAACUUCUAGAUGUUAAGAUUUUAAGAAAUUGACCGGCUGCAGCACCUCGAGCAUUAUGCAGAUCUGAUCAACUCCCCAUGCAAGGGUUUGAUUCACUGAGGAACAUAUGAAUGAGCCUCUAUAUGACCAUUGCUUGAGAUCAGUAUGAGAUAACACGAUAACCAGUUGCUCAUGAAACAGCAAGGGGUCACCAUUCAAGAGGUGGUCUGUUUCUUCCCUCCAAGCUCCUUCAAAGGUUGUACCAUAGCGCCCUUUACAUUUGAGAACCAACUUACUGCUAGUUUUUCCGGCACAUGUGAAUCAACGCCAGUUAGAUUAGGUGCGCAUUAACUUAUCAUGGUUCCCUUGUUUUGGCGAAAGGGAAUCCUUCGAUUUUGAAGGAAAAAUCAAUGUAAACAUAUCAAAUGACUCGACCCUAAACUUUUAAUAUGGUUUAAAAUUUGACCAAUUAAAGUCCAUAUCUAAAUUACACAUGAAAGAACAAAAGAAUUUGAACAAUUAUAUGUUGUUUAAGAUUUUCCGAAUGCAGCAUGGACAUCAAAUUAAUCGGGUAUGUGCAUUUUGUGUGCCUCUGUACUAUCUAUUGUCCGCUGCUAAAAUUUGAGAUUGACAUGAAACUUGUCUAUAUGAUAUAGGUCCAACGCUGUGGGCUAAAGUUGCUAUAUAUUUGUAGCUGAUAUCUAUUUCGUGUUUCUUGGACUCAAAAGACAACGACUGGUAAAUAUCGUAUUGUAGGAAAUAAAUGACUCGUGCUUUUUCAUCACUAUUUCUCUA